AUGAGGAUGGAUAAUGAGAGCACUGUGUCUGAGUUCAUCCUCCUGGGGCUCCCCAUUCGAGCAGAGGACCAAGGCCUGUACUCUGCCCUGAUCCUGGCCGUGUACCUGACAACUGUGCUGGGGAACCUGCUCAUCAUCCUGCUCAUCAGGCUGGACUCUCACCUCCACACCCCCAUGUACUUCUUCCUCAGCCACUUGGCCUUCACAGACAUCUCUUUCUCAUCAGUCACAGUUCCAAAGAUGCUCGUGAAUAUGCUGACACACAGUCAGUCCAUCUCAUAUACUGGGUGUGUUUCCCAGGUGUAUUUUUUCAUAGUUUUUGGAAGCAUUGAUAGUUUUCUUCUGACAUCCAUGGCAUAUGACAGGUAUGUGGCCAUCUGCCACCCUCUGCACUAUACCAUCAUCAUGAAUCUGAGCUUCUGUGUUCUUUUAGUAGUAAUGUCCUGGGCAUUAUCUUCAGCCAAUGCCCUUGUGCAAACCCUCCUCUUGAUAAAGAAUACAAGGAUGGAAAAUGAGAGCACUGUAUUUGAGUUCAUUCUCCUGGGGCUCCCCAUUCCAGCAGAGGACCAAGCCCUAUAUUCAGCCCUGUUCCUAGCCAUGUACCUGACAACUGUGCUGGGGAACCUGCUCAUCAUCCUGCUCAUCAGGCUGGACUCUCACCUCCACACCCCCAUGUACUUCUUCCUCAGCCACUUGGCCUUCACAGACAUCUCUUUCUCAUCAGUCACAGCUCCAAAGAUGCUCAUAAAUAUGCUGACACACAGUCAGUCAAUUUCAUAUGCUGGGUGCAUUUCCCAGGUAUAUUUUUUUGCAAUAUUUGCUGAUAUUGAUAGCUUUCUUCUUACAUCAAUGGCUUAUGACAGGUAUGUGGCCAUCUGUCACCCUCUGCACUAUUCACAAACUAUGAGUCAGACACUCUGUGUUCUUCUAGUAGUAGUAUCCUGGGUCUUAUCCACUGCCAAUGCCCUUGUACACACACUUCUUUUGGCUCACCUAUCUCACUUUAGAGACAUUACCAUCCCCCACUACUUCUGUGACCUCUCUGCCUUGUUGAAGCUGUCCAGCUCAGACACUACCAUCAAUGAGCUGGCUAUCUUUGUUUUAGGUAAUGUGGUCAUUACCUUGCCAUUCAUAUGCAUUCUGGCCUCUUAUGGCCACAUUGGAGUCACCAUUCUGAAAACUCCCUCCAUCAAGGGAAUCUACAAAGCCUUUUCCACAUGUGGCUCUCACCUUUGUGUAGUUUCCUUGUACUAUGGAGCCAUCAUUGGACUAUAUUUUGUCCCCUCCUCUAAUAGCACUAAUGACAAAGAUGCUGUUGUGGCUGUGAUGUACACUGUGGUCACACCCAUGAUGAAUCCUUUUAUUUAUAGUCUGAGGAAUCGGGAUAUGAAAGAAGCACUGAAAAAUAUCCUUGGUAGGAGACUGUGUUAA
Molecule: messenger RNA, 1431 nt
Organism: Apodemus sylvaticus (European woodmouse)
Lineage: Eukaryota; Metazoa; Chordata; Mammalia; Rodentia; Muridae
Product: olfactory receptor 50-like
Exons: 2
Coding region: 1-1431 (476 amino acids)
Biological process (GO): G protein-coupled receptor signaling pathway
Cellular component (GO): membrane
Molecular function (GO): olfactory receptor activity; G protein-coupled receptor activity
Source: RefSeq, a predicted model, not a curated record